Messenger RNA from Lutra lutra (Eurasian river otter), 2106 nucleotides. It is a transcript of the gene CFAP53, whose product is annotated as cilia and flagella associated protein 53. NCBI's taxonomy places the organism in Eukaryota, Metazoa, Chordata, Mammalia, Carnivora, Mustelidae. The transcript has 10 exons. The coding region runs from base 143 to 1927 and encodes 594 amino acids. The record is from RefSeq and is a predicted model, not a curated record.
UCCGCCUCCGACUUGGCCCCAGAGGAGGAGGCAGGAGGGGCUGGCACACCCGUGAUCACGGAGAUUUUCAGCCUGGGUGGAACCCGCCUCCGGGACACAGCGGUCUGGUUGCCAAGAGGAAGGGAGCGAGGUCGCUGGAGGCAUGGCGAAGGGCGGGGUGAGGACUGCGCAGACUCAGCUCCUCGGCUCCGGGAGGAAGUUGGGAGCACCGGCGUCUAUGGUCACCAUGGUGAUGGGACCGACUUCGGCCCCUCCCACCUGCCCCUCACCCUGCUGGGCGCACCAUGGCAACCAGACCUCUGCACUGCGGAAGCGGGUCCCGCAGGUCUUCGCCGUUGGGAUACCGCGGGGGACGCCGCCCCCCAUCCCGAGGGACUCGAAAAUGUACAGCCAGCGAUUUGGCAUCGUACCGCGGGAGGUUAAGGGCCCCACUCCCAAAGUGGUGAUCGUGAGAGCCAAGCCUCCCAAAGUUCACGGGGCCGAGCAACACCUGGAAAGAAUCCAACGCAGCCAUCAGAAACAUCAUGCUAUUUUGGCUUCUAUUAAGUCAAAGGAGAGAGAUCGCUUGAAAGUUGAGUGGGACCAGCACAAUGAUCACAAGUUUGUGGACAAUCUUGUGAAAGCAAGAAUCAAGGAUGCCAUGCAAGGUUUCAUCAUCAACACUGAGGAAAGACGAAAUAAGCUACGUGAACUUUUAGCAUCAGAAGAAAGUGGGUAUUUAACUGAAAUGCAGUUGAAAGAAGAAACAAUUAAGGAGAAAAAAGAUAGAAUGAGAGAUAAAACCAGAUUAUUGAAAGAGAAGAAAGAAAAAGAGAGACAAGAUCUUGUGGCUGAAAAACUAGACCAGCAAUUCAGAGAACGGUGUGAGGAGCUCCGUGCUGAAUUGUUUUGUAUCCAUGAGAAGAAGGUGAGCGAGGAGCGGAAAGCACAGGUAGCUUUCAAUGAAGAGCUGAAAAGGCAAAAACGGGUGGAAGAGCAGAUGUUCUCAAAGCUCUGGGAGGAAGACCGAUUAACCAAGGAAAAGCGAGAAGCUGAAGAGGCGAGGAGGCAGAAAAAGCUGGUGGAGAACACACGCCUGGGCCUUAAUGCCCAGAUCACGAGCAUCAAAGCGCAGAGGCAGGCCGAGCAGCAGCUGAAGGAAGAGGAGGCACGCUUUGUGGAAAAUGACAAGGCACAGGUGAAACUCGAGAAUGAACAGGAUAAGCUAAAGAAACAAAAGGCAAAACAGGAAAUUAGGGCUGCUUUGCAGAAAGCCCUCCAAGAGAAGAUAGAACAUAUUCAGCAGGAAUAUAGAGAAGAACAGGAUUUGGACAUGAAGCUUGUGCAAAGGGCCCUUCAAGACUUACAGGAAGAUGCUGAUAAAAAGAAGCAAAAAAGAGAAGAGAUGGCAAGAGAACAGGAGAUAUAUCUUCAGUAUGUGGCACAGCGGCGUGAGGAGGAGAGAGCUCAGGAGAAAGAACUGGACAGAAUAUUAGAGGCAGAGAAGGAAAAGAAGUUGGCGGAGAAGGACAAGGAGCUGAGACUUGAAAAGGAGGCAAGGAGACAACUUGUGAAUGAGGUCAUGUGUACAAGAAAACUUCAAGUUCAGGAAAAAUUACAACGAAAGGCAAAAGAACAGGAAGAACGUGCUAUGGAACAGGAACGCAUAAAUGAAGGUCUGAAAGAGCUCAACCUUGAAGAGAAGGAGAAUUUUGCAAGGCGCUCCAGUUUGGCCCAGGAGUACAGAAAGCAGCUUCAGAUGCAAAUGUCCUACCAGCAGCAGGCCCGGGAAGCACAGAAGGAGGAGGAACGCCGAGAGUUUGAAGCAGGGGUAGCAGCAAACAAGAUUUGCCAAGACAAGAUCAGGGAGAUCCUGUCCUUCCAUCAAGUGCGGCCCCGAAACAUUCAUCCCAUGCGGAGGGCAUGCCCUGAGAAGCUCCCACCAUAGUUUCAUAGACAUUAAUAUAUUUUUUCACAGUCUUUUCAUGUCUUUAACUACAGUAUACUGGUCUGUUCUUUUCAACUCAUGGAUAAACUUCCUUUAUUUCUCUGAGUUUUCAUAAUUCUACAUAAUGUUAUUCCUUCAAAUUAAACUUCGUGCCUUUUUUUAGACUUCAUAGACUUACA